AUGUCUAAACUCCAACUAGAGGUUCGAAUCAUCCCUCCAAGUGUACGCGAGUUAGAGGAUCAGAUAUUAACACAAUCAUAUUUGAUCCCUCGAGAGCCGGUUCAAAAUCCAAACUCCUCUUUUUCGUUGUCACUACAAUCUACUUCUGUAUCCCCUCAACCAUUGUACCAAUAUCCAAUCAAUUUACACCCAAAUGUGGUACGGUUUGUACACCUCACUUUGUUCAGUAAUACUCUGAAUACCAUAGCAGAAGAAAUUUCUCAAAGAUUUUUAAAGUUACACCCUGAUCAAGAUCCUUUAGAGAUUGAAAGGCUUGAAAAUUCUUUUGGAACUGACUUGGAUCCCGAUUAUGUCGCUGAGGACAUCUUUAACAGAGAUAAUUUGAUACGAGUAAUUGUUGAUAAAGAGAUAGUAACGAGAAAACGUUCUCAAAGUCCUCAGCCUUUUCACAACUCUUUGAUUCUACCCAGGAAAAGAGCGAAAAGUUCGUCGUUAAAGACCCCAAACCCAAACCUCCAGUCACCGUCAAGGCACCCUUUGGCUGAAGAAAUUAAUGCCAAUUCUACUACUCUAUUUGCCAAUGUUGAUCCUACGAAGCCAAAUAGCCCUGCUACCAGUUCUACUCCCGUUAUAUUGAAUAACAGUACUCGCAAGGUCUCUGAAAGAAUUACGUCGGGCAUGCUAACAGCUGAUAUGCCCAAUCUUUCAAACAAUGAUAUUCCAUCUGCUGACGAAAGUUCCUACCAGAAAGGCAGUGAGCCAAAACAGGCAAGUGUCCCCAGUAAGGAAACCGUUCAAAUGAACAAGAAAACUAACACUAUGGAGAGCUCCGUUACGACGUCUCCGAAUAAAGUUUCCAGCUCUAAAGUGGCUGAAAAGUCACCCUCUCCCACAGGCGAAAAUACCGUAACCUUAACCAAGGAGGAUGUUUUUAGAUUUUUUAAGAGUGGUAUUCGAAAUUCUACUGGGAAUGAUACUGAUCUUGAGGACACAUUUAGCUCCUAUAAACCAGCUCGCUUCAACCCUAACAAACAAAAUGGCUCUGGAUUAGCAAUAGAUGAAGCUCCAUCCUCCAGAAACCGUCAGCACUCUGCGCUUGAACCGGAGCAGAGUUCGACUCUAACUGAAUCGUCGGCUCCCAAAGUUGUCACCGCUCUUGCUUCAAGUACAAACCAGCCUCCUAGAUUGCUUCGCUCUAUUAAUGCAAAUUCAAAGGUGGCAAACGCUUUGGCGAACAAGGAACAGUUUGAAGAGAGUCAAGAAAAAGAUCCUUCUUCCUUGGCAAAAGACGAGUUAUCUAAGCAAAAAGCAGCUGAAGAAGAAACUAGCCGUAGACGUCAGGCUGAAGAGAGAAGACGAUUGCAGGAAGAAAAAAGGCAGCUUCAGUAUGAGGAGAAAUUAAGAAAAGACGAGGCAAGGAGACUUGCAAGAGAAGAACGGGAUCGUUCCAGGCUAGAAAAGAAAGCCCAGCAGGAAGAGGAAAAGCUCAAGAGACAGGAAGAGAGAAAGAAACUCCAAGAGGAAAAAAAAAAGCAGCUCGAGGAAGAGAAACAGCGGAAGUUAGAGGAAAAGAGAAAGUUGUCGGAAAUGAAAAGCUCAGAAGAAAUUAGUCAGAGUCAUAACUCACAGUCACCUUUCACCUCUCCUGCGAGACAGAGCACUGUGCAAACUGCAAGUUCUCCUGCUAGUAAAAUUAUGAAUGAUCCAGCGAGAAAUACUGGGCACAAUUCUUUAAAUUCUCCAGUUACAAACAACAUAGUUAAAUCUUCUGCAAACCCGUUGAAUGCAGUAGAUACACUUGGAACGUCUUCAACUUCCCCCGUUAAGAAACCCAUUUCCCCAACCAAAGUCAACCCUUCAUCCACAAAUAGUUUGGCCACUGUAUCCACUUCUUCACUUGACAAAAAUGCCAAUAGGAAUCAACCUUCAGCAAGAACUUCUGACAAUAAUGUGACAAACGCACCCUUGCUGAUUUCUCGUCGUAAUGUAACAGAAUUAUCACCUAAUCACCCUAAAGUUUCUUCAGAAAACUUAAGCAGCAAAAAAGUAAUCGCAGAUAAAGAUCAAGAGGAAUCAAGUAGCGAGAGUGAUAGUACAAGUGAUAGCAGUGAUAAUAGUGAAAGUGACAGUGACAGCAAUAGUGAAACAGACACUAGCAGCGAUUCUGAUACUGAGGGCAGCGGCUCAGAGGAAGAAAAACAUGAAAAAAAAUCAGGAACUGUUUCUAAAAGACCCAUAGUUGUUAAUACACCAGCCACAAAAACGGUCGCAACUUCAAGUAAGCCAACAUUGCAGGCUAGUUCUUCUGCAGAUUCUUCACGAACACCUGUUAAAAAUCAAAAUUCGUCAUCAUCUGCAUCUCCUAAAAAGGCGGAUAUUUCUGUGCUCCAGGUGGAAAAGAAAGAGCCUGCCCUGACAGGUGUUUCGUCGCUACCAAAACUGACGCAGCUGAUGGAACGAGGAGUACCUGCAGUUAAGGACACUACCAACAAUCUUUCGUCGUCUAACAAGAAACUAACCCCCCACCGCAGGGUCAAAUCGGAUGCGAUAGUAGAUGACUCAGAUUUAAGUUCAAGCUCAAGUUCAGAUUCAACAUCGAGUUCAGACUCUGACUCAAGCUCCAGCUCAGGCUCAGAUUCCUCGUCGGGCAACAACUCAAGUAGUGACGACUCUUCUGAUUCUGCAAGCGAGUCAGAUGGCAAUAAAGCCCUCAGCUCUCAAUUUUUGAAUUCUAAAAAGGCCAAGGAACUCAUUGGAAAGAAAAAGAAGAGCUCAGCACUUUCCUCCUUGUUAAAAGACACUAAAAAAUAA
This is a messenger RNA of Komagataella phaffii GS115, 2811 nucleotides long. RefSeq lists its product as hypothetical. The record is from RefSeq and is a predicted model, not a curated record. Lineage: Eukaryota; Fungi; Ascomycota; Pichiomycetes; Pichiales; Pichiaceae. Gene Ontology annotation, cellular component: nucleolus. The transcript has a single exon. The coding region runs from base 1 to 2811 and encodes 936 amino acids. Gene Ontology annotation, biological process: negative regulation of septation initiation signaling; rDNA heterochromatin formation. Gene Ontology annotation, molecular function: phosphatase activator activity; rDNA binding.